Schistocerca gregaria is the source of this 9142-nucleotide messenger RNA. RefSeq names its product inositol polyphosphate 5-phosphatase E (gene INPP5E). Gene Ontology annotation, biological process: phosphatidylinositol dephosphorylation. Bases 349 to 2436 code for a protein of 695 amino acids. The record is from RefSeq and is a predicted model, not a curated record. The transcript has 7 exons. NCBI's taxonomy places the organism in Eukaryota, Metazoa, Arthropoda, Insecta, Orthoptera, Acrididae. Gene Ontology annotation, molecular function: phosphatase activity.
ACUCAUAUCUCUGAUUCGUAUUUAUAAUGCUAUAAGUUAGUUGUCGUCUGCUAAUGUUUUGGUUUCACCUUGAAAAUUGAUUUUAACAGUGCUUUAGCCAUGAUUUUCGUAUUGUGGAAGAAGGUAUGUUUUCCCUAUCAAAAGAGAUACCAACUGUAUGUUCAACGGUAAUGGAUUCUACGUGUAAGCUAGCUUGGUAGCUAGCUCUUAUAUGUAGGAGUAAUUAGCGUAUCGUAUUUGUUUGUCUGUUUCACAUCAACAAUUUAAAUGUCUGAGCAGAGUUAAGAAACAUCGUAAUUUCCUAAAGACUGUCAGUGGUAAUGUUUUCGUUAUUACAAAGAUUGUAGAAUGGAGGAGUACGAUGAUGGAGAGGAAGAGGUGCGAAAAUCUUCCGAAACCAACAAAACGAAAAAGAAAUCGUUGUGUCGUGUGUUGAUGCAGAAGAAAACGAAAGUUGGCUGUUUGUCAACAAAUUCGGAAGAAUUUUUCCACAAGAAAUCUAUGUGUGAAGAAGGAAAACUUGAGGAAAGGAAAGGUAGUCCAGUGAAAGUUAUUACGCCGAGGGACUCGGGUGACUCAUUGGAAAACUUCCAGACGAAGGCGAAAUUACAAAAGAAUUAUCAGUGUUCUGAAUCAUCGAGUGAUUUAAAUAAUAGCACAAAAGUGGCACUGUGUUGUGCAAUGACAGAGCGUUCCAGAUCAUCAAGCAGCAACCAGCGGUCUGAUUAUCAGUGUGUUGCCGAAGAUAAAUCGAGUAUAAAAACCGUCGCUCAUUUGGGGACAUCGGCUGAAGAAAAUACUACCAAAAAAGCCUUGAGCGACAAGAAGUCGGCGUCGUUGGAGGAAACCUUUAGUAUAAAUUCCGACAGUGCGAGUAAUAGAAAGCAAAAUGAAUCAAGUUCUGGAGAUAGAGAAGAAACGUCAUCUGUGCAUCACGAGUUGUCCCUAUCACCAUCGGCAAGCGAAAUUUCUUCUUGUGAAUCUUGCUCACCUAAAAAUUCUGUUUCACAAGCCCACCUGAGAAGGCAACUACUCUCUCAGAGGAGAUCGGCAGAUAACCUUGUAUCUUGUGCGGCACAACAUUCCUCUCCUGUUUCGAACAGGAGUGCACCAGAACAGCGUCGUUUUAAAAAGAGAUCAUCGUCACAUGACGCUGCAGCAGUUCAGGAUGAUGACAAAAAAGAGAAGGCAGUUCUUACGGUAAAUAAUGGGAAUUCUGUGUCUGGAAAUUCAUCUUCCACAAGAGGACAGAAAUUUGUGGCUUCAAUGGAUAGUUUGGCCAGGAAUUCCUUACUUGCAGCACAAGUUCUGCAUUUAAUACCAACAAUCAAAGCUAGGGAAAGGAACUUUUUACAUGGCCGUAUUGCCGCCAAUUCACUUCUUGGAUCAGUGGAACUGGAACGCACACUGCCCCACCGUGAACUGCGGAUCUUUGUGGGAACAUGGAAUAUGAAUGGACAGCCUCCUCCACAUGAACUUAAUGACUUCAUGCUCCCAGCAACUUUAGAACACGUCCCAGAUGUUGUUGCAAUUGGCACUCAAGAGAGUUAUUCGGAGAGGUUUGAGUGGGAAGUGAGUUUACAGGAAACACUUGGACCUUCACAUCUCCUGCUCCAUUCAGCAGCGCUAGGGACACUGCAUCUUGCUGUGUUUAUACGGCGUGAUCUCUUAUGGUUUUGUUCUGUUGCUGAGGAGGCAAGCUACAGUGUUCGACCUGGAACAGCAUUCAGAACAAAGGGUGCUGUAGCAGUGGCUUUUAUGUUGUUUGGCACAUCAUAUUUGUUCAUUACUUCACACCUUACAGCACAUAUGGAGAAGGUCAAGGAAAGAAUUCAGGAUAUCAAGAAAAUUGUGCGUUCAUUAGAUCUUCCAAAAAUUCUGCCAAUUCGUCACAAGAGUAAAGAUGUAACACAGAAUUUUGAUUAUGUGUUCUGGUCUGGGGAUUUGAACUUCAGACUUUCUCAGCCCCGUGAUGAAGUCUUGCAGUGGGUAUCAGAGCAAGAAUUCCCCUUGCCCUUACCACAUAGUUUACACAGUGAUCAGUUGAAAGCCAUUAUUGCAGAAGGAAGUGUCUUCCGAGAUUUUGAAGAAGGUCCUAUAACAUUCCCACCAACGUAUAAGUAUGAUCCGGGAACGCAGAUGUUUGACAGUUCGCACAAACAGCGCACACCAGCAUACACAGAUCGCAUCUUAUACAAAUGUCGAAGUGGUCGUGGCGUUCUGCAGUGCUUGCUGUAUUCAUCAGCUCCAUCCAUCUGCACAUCAGAUCACAAGCCAGUGUGGGGCCUCUACAGCAGUGCUGUGCGACCUGGGAUUGACACUAUUCCUUUGGCAGCAGGCCUCUUCAAUCGUGAUGUGUACCUUGAAGGCAUCAAGCGACGUGCUGCUGCAUUGGAUAGAAGCCAAGGAACCUCGGCUAUUUGUAGUAUGCAAUGAGGAAUAUGUUUAUAAGGCAUAUGAUGAUAUUUACAAAAUCUGAAUCGUCAGUUUUAUUUUUACUUCUUUUUAUCAAUUUUUGAAUUGUGAAUUUGGUGUGUUUUUAGUUUAUUUUGUAAUGAGAACUGAAUGUGAACUUGAUUCCCAGAACUACAUAACAUGCUGAACGAUCGCUGAGUGACCUUCAGUAUUAUUAGGAUCUAAAUCUAUAACUUUUGUAAUCUGUUUGGAUAAAACUUGUUAAAAACAGGUUCCGUGUCGCAGUAUUAUGACAAAACAGUUAGUUCAUUCUAGUCAUGUGACUAUAGAAGUUUUCUAUAUUGCAAAAUUAUGUAACAACUUUCUAGUCUUUACAGUGUAUACAGUAAGUUUUGAACUAUUUUUACUAAAAUACACAUUUAUGUGCUAGUUGGUAUACUAGUAACGAACAAAGCAAUACAUUUCUUGAUUUGUGUCUGAGGAUGUUCAUGAGCUUUAGACUACAACUGUAUUAAUUUGUUGCAAUGCAUGCUGCUUUCUAAUUGUCUUUUAUUUUUAGCUAUGUAAAUGAAUGUACCUAAUGUAAAACAACUCUGCAUUUCACUCAUAUUUUAACUGAAAUUUAAAUGAGAGCAUAUUGCAAAGACAUGAUUUUGUUAUAAAGAAGAAGCGCACUAAUUAAUUCUGAUUAUCAUAAAUUAGAGCAACAUUUCAUGUUUCAAGUCUCAGAACUUGGGGCCAUUUGCAAGGAGUUGUUAUGCUUGAGGGCAGCAACCAUUACAUACAGUACAUUUACUGGACAUUUUGCAGCGGUCUCCUUGUUAUACGAAAGAUGGUUUUUUGCUUCCAUGGCUUUGUGUUCACCACAAGGGUUAUUAAUUUACUUGGAUUUAAUCUUUAUUUUUUAAAGGAUUUUUUCUGAUUUGAGACAUAGUAUCAGUGUGCUCAUAGUUAAUGUAUUGUAAAAGUGACAAUUUUAUGUUGACCAGUAUUUUAUCUCACUAAGUUUACCAAAGAGAGGAGGAAUCUGCUACGUUUGACAGGAAGAACUGCAUAUAGUUUAGGUUACAGUACAGGUAAUCCAAAAUUGGAAGUUCUAUCUUCUGCAGUUAUGAGACAGGAAAAAAAUGUUUUAAAAUUAGAUAAAAGACAAACUAGAACUAAAAUUUUGGAUUGCAUUGCUGAAGAAUCAGAUUCUUAAGAAUUUUAUGUAAUUUUGGAGAUAAGGGAAGCAGUAUUCAGAUAAAUGUAAUCAAGAUCAAAAACAGCUUAGUAAAGAGAAUUAUAGUAAGAAAAAUGAUUAAUACAACAUUAACAGGAUAAAAGUAACUCAGAAGUUGGACAGAAAGAGAAGGAGAAAGGAGAAACACAAACACGAACUGUAAAGAUGAGUGUAAAAACAAUAAGCAAGGUAAAAAUGAAUAAGAUUCAAUAUAAACAGAGGAUAUACUGUAUUUCUGGGGAUGGGGGACUGGGUUUAUGGUAGGAUCAGAGAAGCUAAAAAUGAAAUAUCAAACCAGAAAAGAGACAUGAACUGGAUGCAAGACAGAAUGUGAAGGAAAAAGGUAGUAACACAAUUGGACAUUACUAUAGGUUGAAACUGCAAGAGGAAGCAGAAGGAAAAUAAGAUAUAACUUAAUACUACUAAAUCUUGAAGUGCUGACAGUCAAUUCAAAGGGUGGAGGUGAUAGAAUAGAGAUACAAGGAUUUGUGUUGUGAAAUAUGCUUUGCAGGAUGAUACCAGGGUGUUGUUUCUUACUGCAACCAUAGAAACAUAGGGGAGCUCUUUGGAAUCAGUCUUGUAUAGCUGUGUUGAUGGAUAUUACUCCUGUGAGAUGUACUUGUCUCACACUAUUGGGUUGGCUUUACUAUUGUAUUGUACUUGCUCAUUUUAUCUUGUCUUUCUCGUUGAUCCCCCCCCCCCCCUCCCUCCCCCCUUUACCCAUCCCUCACUUCAGGCCAACCUACAUUCCAUCUCUGGGGCCUCUCUUUCCGAACUCAUUCCCGAUUAUUCUGUUUUCAUUCUCUUCUUUUAAUUUUUUUCACCUUUUUAUAUAUACAUUUUUUGCAUAUUUUUGUUCUUAUCAUGAUUCAUGAUUAGUCACUUUAACAUGUUAGUUGUUCUGCACCUUUAUACAUCUCUUCUCUUAUCUCAGUCUGUCUGUGUCAUAAUUGGUAAAAAGUAAUUUUUGUUUUUGAAAAAACUGAAAUUUACUUUCAACCUGUUUAUGCUGUUCUACUACAUACUUUAAUUUUGAUGUGUUUGUUUAUUUUAUUAACCUGUGAUGUAGGUUGAAACAUUUUUUCUGUGUCACUUUUAAAUUAAGCUGUACUUUGUUUUAAGAUACAUUGGUCAUGUAAUGUGGAAUUACAUAAUAACAUUUAAUUUGUUUUAUUUUCCAUCCUCUGUCAUUCCUUAUUUCUGUACCUGUUAAAGGAUAAUUGAGCUGGAAAGCUGUAGAAAGCAUCCACUAUAUUGUGAAUGUACUAAUCAUUUUUAGAAGAAAAUUUGCAAUGCAAGUGAUGACCUGGCUUUUCAUUGUUAUGUAUUUGCUCAUAUUUUGUGUACUGACAUUUUCUGUUCAAGAAAAUAUCUUAAUAACCACCUAUUGUGUGAUGAAAACCAUGCUUUUCUGUAUCUCCUCUGUGUUGCUUAUCAUUCCCCUUUCAGUGACUGUUCUGUCUUGUGCUAGUCAUUUCAUGUUAGCAAUUUAGUUCCCAAACUUUUAUGACACAAAACAUUCCAUUUUGUACCUGGUUUCCUGCUCAUAUGCAACAUAGUGUGAGCUGAUUUUCCUAAGAGACUAAUUUCUUGUAUUUCUGACUAGCAAAUGUGUAUUCUCGUUCAAAGUUUUGAACCAUGCACACACUUUUUAUUUUUAUAGCAGUUGGUCAUUGUGAUUGUGUUUGGUAGUUACAUAUAGUCACAAUGACAGUUUUAAUGUUCCUAUAUGUUAUCCUAUCUAAAAUAAUUACCUCGAUGACUGACACACAUGCUACAUUUAUUGGUUGUGAAAACUGUUGACAGAUUCUGUGCAACAUCCAAAUUGCUUGAGAUGGUAAGAAAGAAAAACUAAUAGUAGUCUGUAUUAAAAUUCUUUCUAUGAGCUCAUCAGAUGUAGCAUGAUAAUUAAGCUGUCCAAAUUCUCAUUAGUUUUGCAUUCUUGUAAAAAUAUAUUUCAUGCAUUGUUCUUAUUUAAAAAUAACAUCACAUUGUAGAUUCCUUGCAAUUUUCUUCCUAAUUUUUUAUAAGUUGGAGCCGUUCAGAUUAUUUAUCUUGCACAUAUCAAUACGGGUUUUCUUUUUUAUGUACUUAACAAAAGCAAUAAUAAUUAAGAAAUAUUUUGUUUGUGUUAUGUUAGUUGCAGAAGUUUCAUUUAAUGUCAUUGUGAGUUUGUGAAUGUUCAACAUUUGUUGAUUUCAUUACUCACAAAUAAAUAAAGUGGAGGCCUAAGACAGCUUUGGCAAAUAUUGGCAGUAGAUGUGUUAUUGUGUCUAUCCUAUUGUUAAGGUAAGACUACAGAAUAAAUUUCUCAUAUCUGUUGCCAUACAGAUAUUGCAGAAUCUUGUGAAGUGUAUUCAAGCACACAUGAGAAUAUAGGUAAAAAUGUAGUAUCAUCAAACAUUUAUGUGUAUUAGGUUAAACCACAUCAAAUAAAAAAGAACCAAGAUUUUCUUCAAUAAAAGUUACUUGCACUGUAUAAUAUAUUUAGACUGUAUGUAUCUCUACAUAUCAAAUUCCCUUCAUUCACAGCAGAUAGUCCGAAGUUUAACCUGUGAUGGGACACAGUGUUUUUAUACUUUCUGUGCACAAGAUCAGAUGCUUUUCUUUUACUCUUCAGCAUUUGCUUUGCUUCUGAUAUAAAGAAACAACAUUUUUAAUAGAGAUGACAGGCUUGGAUUAAUAAUUCAGGGCUAUGUGGCAAUCACCUGCAUUUUUCCAAUGGAUUAUUGUUUCAGACUAGUAGGCUACAUUUAAAUAGCAUUGCCUGGAACACUGAUACAUUAGGAAUGCUGCAAAACAACAGUCAUGAAAGUGUGAAUCAAAGUAGCCACUUCCACUGUCCUAUGACCAGUAGCUUUAUAUAUUUAAGAAAUUUUGUGAUGUUCUAAUAAAGUCUUUACUGAAUCUUCACUGAUAACUUCAUAUUCUGUGCCUCAGCUAUGAAAAUACUGUACUAGUCUAGCAUGGUGAUACAUCUUGACUUAUAUAUGCAUGUGUUUUUUAAAAACGUUUCUUAACCAUGUUAGACAUUGCAGCUAUUUUCAGACCAAAUAAAUGUGAUAUAUAUUAUCUAUUCUCUGUAUAUGUUUGUACUGAUAUUUCAUUCUAUUUUUUGCUCAGGAUUCAGAAUACUUAUCCAAGUCAAAAGAAAUAUUUUUUUGAACAAAAUGCCUUUAUAUUAAUAAUAUCUGUUUCUUAAGUAUGUAAAUAGUCCUCAAAGAAAAUGUUAAAUGUUCUCAAAUGUUUACAUCGUUAUCUGUGUUAACUGUUAGGCUGUAAAGAAUUGACUGUGAAAAUGAAGUUCUAAAAUGUAUCAUUCUCAGUAAAUGUGUUCAGACUUUUGAUUUAUAAAUUCCUUAUUUGUAUAUAGAAACGCAUGUUUGAACACAGUAUUCUGAAAAUAUGCUCAUGAUAAAAUGAAGUGAACUACUAUGAAAUAAAUAUUUGACAGACCAUUUGGAUUUUGAUUUUCAAAUUGAUAAAGCACAAAAUAAGCUGCAGGACUUGUAACCAAUUCUUAGCAGUAAUUGCACAAUCCAGAAUACCAUUUAUUUUUUAUAUGUAGCUACAUUGAGAAAAUGUAGUAUAUAGUAAUUCUAUCAAAGGGAGCUUAAAUAGAGCAAAAUAACAAAUUGUGAGACAGGCCAGGUCUACCCUUGAACUCAAUGCAGGUGGGUUUGAGUGAUCUGCCUUUCUUUUUAACCUUCUCCAACCUUCCACCCCCCCCCUCUCUCUCUCUCUCUCUCUCUCUCUCUCUCUCUCUCUCUCUCUCUCUCUCUCUCUCUCUCUACCCUGAAGAAGGAACUAUUAGUUCUGAUACCUAAGUCUCUUGGCAGUACUACGUAUUGUGCCUCCUCAAGGUAAGCAGAGGCAAGAAAAUCAGUCUCGUGAAGUAUAUAAUAAUUUGUGUUGGCAUGGUAAUAUCUUUUGAAUUAUUCAAGACACAAUCUGGCUCCAGUGAAAGCGUGUCUGAAGUCCAAAAAUUAUGUGAAUGUUCUUUCUCAAUGAUAACUAUAAAUUUUCUGCUGAAUGUUUCUGUCUGUAAGAUACAGAAACUGCUCUUCCACUUCCCUGACAUAAACUAAAAAGGCUAUUGAAUGAAUUUGUGGACCAAUAAAGAGAUGUACAUAAACACUCCAUUCCUCCAAAAGCUAUAAUCGGAAGUGUUAAAUUAGUGAUGUGCUUCCAGGUGUGCAACCUAAUUGUUUCCAUGUUAUGCACAAUAUUUCAGUGAUUGACUCACUAGUCUUCUUCAGGUGUUGCAAGUUGUGCUACUAUGCGUACUUGCAGCCUAGGCAACAAAUCAGACUGCACAAAAAAUGAAAACACAACUCUGCUGAAUAUCUGGAAAGUAAUCCUUCAUCACACUGAGAAGUCUCAAAUGACUAUUUUCUCAGGUAGUGCUUUCCAAUUAUUCUUGUUUGUUUAUUGUCAUCCAUUCCUCUGAGCAAUACCAAGAAACACUGCUAAUAAUAUUCAGUGUCAACUGAAUUGCAAAUUAUUCACAUUGUUUUUCUUGGUUUAAUGAUUUCUUUUAUUUCGAAAUUUGCAUUUUUCUGCAAGCUUUUUUUACUUGAAGUUGACUCAUUUAUUACAAUUUCUUCAGUCUAUUCUUGUAGCUCUUUACAGAGUUCUUGCUUUCAAUCCUCAGCUAUAAUUUUUUUUUCAUGCAGUUGUUAGUGAAUACUCUAAAGAGGCUGAGGUGUUACAGAGGUUUAAUUUCUCCUGCGCAUUUCUUUUCCUUUGUGCUUAAUUUUCUGUUUAUGCAUCCCUCUUUCCCCUGUGGCAGUACUGAGUUAUUAAUUAAUUAUCAUAUGGAUUCAUAUCCAUGCAAGGAUAAUUGCAACAGACUGAAGGGUUUCUAAUUCUUUUGGGCUUUGAGACCUCUCAAAGUGAUCUACAAACUAUUUUUUUUAAUUUACACUCUCGAUUAUUUGUCGAAACACAUGUUCAUGUCAGAAAGGUGCAAACUGUUGUGCAUAUUAUUGUUAAAUAUCCCUCUCGUUCAGCUGUCUCUACAUCUUUUUGGUUGUAGUUUUUGUUACAGUAAUGGAAUGAGUGUAGGUAUUGGGCUUCCUCUGUAUUAUAUCUUUAUUCAUUCCAUUGUUUCCAGCUUUCCCUUUCUUUCACAUCUUCCUUUUUCGCUAUGCAGUCUUCAUUUUAAAACCUGCUAUUUUGACUGUGAGUUUGUGAGAAGAGUCUGAUUAUUAAUAUUACUGAGAAUGAAACAUCAAUGGCAUCUUGUCCUAAUAUUAUGGGUACCUUUACAGUGAAAUAUUAUAUUAAACUGCAUCUCAGAGAAGUAUUUUUGUUGCUUUUGUUAAAUUUUACUAAUAUUUGUACUCAGUAUACUUUCUUGAUACGCUUGUAGACUGUGUGUGUCUGACAAGCCCAGGAACAUGUGUCUUAAAUUGAUCAAUCCAUUAAAUGUGAAAUUGUUAAAUAAAGAAGAAUUUGUGUUUAAAUAAAAUAAUGAACUUGUCAACUGUUCUGUGUUUAUUU